AUGGGCCUGCACCCGCCCUACUUCAACCUGGCCGAGGGCGCCCGCAUCGCCGCCUCGGCCACCUGCGGCGAGGAGGCCCCGGCGCGCGGCGCCCCGCGCCCCACCGAGGACCUCUACUGCAAGCUGGUGGGCGGCCCUGUGGCGGGCGGGGACCCCAACCAGACCAUCCAGGGCCAGUAUUGCGACAUCUGCUCGGCCGCCAGCAGCAACAGGGCGCACCCCGUGAGCAACGCCAUCGACGGCACGGAGCGCUGGUGGCAGAGCCCGCCGCUGUCCCGGGGACCGGAGUACAACGAGGUCAACGUCACCCUGGACCUGGGCCAGGUCUUCCACGUGGCCUAUGUGCUCAUCAAGUUCGCCAACUCGCCGCGGCCAGACCUCUGGGUGCUGGAGCGGUCCACGGACUUCGGACACACCUACCAGCCAUGGCAGUUCUUCGCGUCCUCCAAGAGGGACUGCUUCGAACGGUUCGGGCCACAGACGCUGGAGCGCAUCACGCGGGACGACCACGUCAUCUGCUCCACCGAGUACUCGCGGAUCGUGCCCCUGGAGAACGGCGAGAUUGUGGUCUCCCUGGUGAAUGGGCGCCCCGGGGCUAUGAACUUCUCCUACUCGCCCCUGCUGCGUGACUUCACCAAAGCUACCAACAUCCGCCUGCGCUUCCUACGCACCAACACGCUGCUGGGCCACCUCAUGGGCAAGGCGCUGCGGGACCCCACCGUCACCCGCCGGUAUUAUUACAGCAUCAAGGACAUCAGCAUUGGUGGCCGCUGUGUCUGCCACGGCCACGCGGACGUCUGUGACGCCCAAGACCCCACGGACCCCUUCAGGCUUCAGUGCGCCUGUCAACACAACACGUGUGGGGGCUCCUGUGACCGCUGCUGUCCCGGCUUCAACCAGCGGCCGUGGAAGCCGGCCACCACCGACAGUGCCAACGAGUGCCAGUCCUGCAAUUGCCACGGCCAUGCCCACGACUGCUUCUACGACCCUGAGGUGGACCGGCACAAUGCCAGCCAGAACCAGGACAACAUCUACCAGGGCGGGGGCGUGUGCAUCGACUGCCAGCAUCACACCACCGGCAUCAACUGUGAACGCUGCCUGCCCGGCUUCUUCCGGGCCCCGGACCAUCCUCUCGACUCUCCCCACGCUUGUCGCCGCUGCAACUGCGAGUCGGACUUCACAGACGGGACGUGUGAGGACCUGACCGGCCACUGCUACUGCCGGCCCAACUUCACGGGGGAGCGUUGCGACGCGUGCGCCGAGGGCUUCACUGGCUUCCCGCGCUGCUACCCGGUGCCCUCCUUCUCCCCCAAUGACACCAGCGAGCAGGUGCUGCCAGCCGGACAGAUUGUGAACUGUGACUGCAGCGCGGCCGGGACCCAGGGCAACGCCUGCCGCAAGGACCCGCGGCUGGGACGCUGCGUGUGCAAACCCGGCUUCCAGGGCGCCCACUGUGAGCUCUGUGCCCCAGGCUUCUAUGGCCCCGGCUGCCAGCCGUGCGAGUGCUCCAGCCCUGGAGUGGUGGACGGGGACUGUGACCGAGACUCCGGCCGGUGCACCUGCCGGGAGGGCUUCGAGGGGCCCGCGUGUGACCGCUGUGCCCCGGGUUACUACCACUUCCCUCUCUGCCAGUUGUGCAGCUGCAGCCCUGCAGGGACCCUGCCCGAGGGCUGCGACGAAGCUGGUCACUGCCCGUGCCGGCCCGAGUUUGACGGCCCUCACUGUGACCGCUGCCGUCCGGGCCACCACGGCUACCCCGAGUGCCGCGCCUGCACCUGCGACCCCCGCGGCGCCCUGGACCAGCUCUGCGGGGCAGCCUGCCUCUGCUCCGCCGAGGGCUCCCUGCACGCGGCCUGCGACCCCCGCAGCGGGCAGUGCAGCUGCCGGCCCCGCGUGACAGGGCUGCGGUGUGACGCGUGUGCUCCCGGCGCCUACGACUUCCCCGCCUGUGAAGCUGGCUCCUGCCAUCCUGCCGGCCUGGCCCCGGCCAGUCCCAGCCUUCCUGAGGCACAGGCCCCCUGUACGUGCCGGGCCCAUGUGGAGGGGCCCAGCUGCGAUCGCUGUAAACCCGGGUUCUGGGGGCUGAGUCCCAGGAACCCUGAGGGCUGCACCCGCUGCAGCUGCGAUCCCCGGGGCACGCUGGGCGGACUUACCGAGUGCCAGCCGGGCGACGGCCAGUGCUCCUGUAAGCCUCACGUGUGUGGCCAGACCUGCGCAGCAUGCCGGGAUGGCUUCUUCGGGCUGGACCAGGCCGACUACUUCGGCUGCCGCAGUUGCCGCUGUGACGUCGGUGGGGCGCUAGGACAGGGCUGUGACCCGAGGACGGGCGCCUGCCGGUGCCGCCCGAACACCCAGGGCCUCACCUGCAGCGAGCCGGCGCGAGACCACUACCUCCCUGACCUGCACGACCUGCGGCUGGAGCUGGAGGAGGCGGCCACGCCCGACGGCCACACCGUGCGCUUUGGCUUCAACCCCCUCGAGUUCGAGAGCUUCAGCUGGAGGGGCUAUGCGCAGAUGACACUCAUCCAGCCCAGGAUCGUGGCAAAGCUGAACGUGACCUCCCCCGACCUCUUCCGGCUCGUCUUCCGCUACGUCAACCGUGGGCCCACCAGUGUGAGCGGGCGAGUCUCUGUGCAGGAAGAGGGCAGGUUUGCCACCUGCAGCAACUGCACAGAGCAGAGCCAGCCCGUCGCCUUCGCGCCCAGCACGGAGCCUGCCUUUGUCACUGUGCCCCAGAGGGGCCUCGGGGGGCCCUUUGUGCUGAACCCUGGCACCUGGGCCCUGCUCGUGGAGGCCGAAGGGGUGCUCCUGGACUACGUGGUUCUGCUACCCAGCACUUACUACGAGGCUGCGCUCCUGCAGCUGCGGGUGACCGAGGCCUGCACGUUCCGGCCUGCCGCCCAGCGCUCCGGGGAGACCUGCCUCCUCUACACCCACCUGCCCCUGGAUGGCUUCCCCUCAGCUGCUGGACCCGAGGCCCUGUGUCGCCAUGACAACAGCCUACCCCGGCCUUGCCCCACGGAGCGGCUCAGCCCCUCACACCCGCCUCUGGCCGCCUGCCUGGGCAGUGACGUGGACGUUCAGCUUCAGGUGGCAGUGCCCCGGCCGGGCCAGUACACACUGGUGGUGGAGUACGCCAGUGAGGACACCCAGCAGGAGGUGGGCGUGGCCGUGCACACCCCCCAGCGGGCCCCGCAGCAGGGGGCACUCACUCUCCACCCCUGCCCUUACAGCACCCUGUGCCGGGGCGCUGCCCUGGACACCCAGCACCACCUGGCUGCCUUCCACCUGGACACGGAGGCCAGCGUCCGGCUCACGGCCGAGCAGGCGCGCUUCUUCCUGCACAGCGUCACCCUGGUGCCCAUGGAGACAUUCAGCGUGGAGUUCGUGGAGCCCCGGGUCCGCUGCGUCAGCAGUCACGGUGCCUUCAGCCCCAGCAGUGCCACCUGCCUGCUCUCUCGCUUCCCGAAGCCGCCCCAGCCCAUCAUCCUCAGGGACUGCCAGGUGUUGCCGCUGCCCUCUGGCCUCCCGCUGGUCCACUCGCAGGACCUCACACCCAGCGCACCCCCAUCGGGGCCCCAGCCUCGGCCCCCCACUGCCGUGGACCCCGAUGUGGAGCUCACGCUGCUGCGCCACCCCCAGGGCACCGUGGUCUUCACCACCCAGGUGCCCGCCCUGGGCCGCUACGCCUUCGUGCUGCACGGCUACCAGCCCGACCACCCCACCUUCCCCGUGGAGGUCCUCAUCAGCGGGGGCCGGGUCUGGCAGGGCCAUGCCAAUGCCAGCUUCUGCCCGCACGCCUACGGCUGCCGUACCCUGGUUGUGUGUGAGGGCCAGGCCGUCCUGGACGUGACUGACAGCGAGCUCACCGUGACCAUGAGGGUGCCUGAGGGCCGGUGGCUCUGGUUGGAGUAUGUGUUGGUGGUCCCUGAGGAGGUCUACAGCUCCAGCUAUCUCCGAGAGGAGCCCCUGGACAAAUCCUAUGACUUCAUCAGCCAGUGUGCCAGCCAUGGGUACCACAUCAG
Leptonychotes weddellii (Weddell seal) is the source of this 4025-nucleotide messenger RNA. The record is from RefSeq and is a predicted model, not a curated record. Lineage: Eukaryota; Metazoa; Chordata; Mammalia; Carnivora; Phocidae.